Messenger RNA from Xyrichtys novacula (pearly razorfish), 351 nucleotides. The record is from the annotation of a GenBank genome assembly. Lineage: Eukaryota; Metazoa; Chordata; Actinopteri; Labriformes; Labridae.
AUGGCCAACCCUUUAAAGGGUGAGGUUAUAAAACUUUACAAAACUGUAAGUGAAGGAGUAAGUAUUGGACAUUUACACAAACGCUGUUUCCCUCCUUUGUUUUAACUACUUCUCAUAUGUCCCUCAAUCCCCCUAAAGCUGCUGUACCUGGGCCGUGAGUACCCUCAGGGAGCUGCUUACUUUCGGGGACGCCUGAAGGCAGCCUUCAUGAAGCACAAGGACGAAACGGACCCUGAAAAGAUCCGAAAGUUGGUGGCCCGUGGUGACUUUGUCAUUAAAGAACUGGAGGCUCUUUAUUUCCUCAGGAAGUACAGAGCAAUGAAGAAAAGGUACUAUGAACCAGAAAAAUAA